Molecule: messenger RNA, 3410 nt
Organism: Myotis davidii
Lineage: Eukaryota; Metazoa; Chordata; Mammalia; Chiroptera; Vespertilionidae
Gene: POLD3
Product: polymerase (DNA-directed), delta 3, accessory subunit
Exons: 12
Coding region: 106-1503 (465 amino acids)
Biological process (GO): DNA synthesis involved in UV-damage excision repair; DNA replication; DNA strand elongation involved in DNA replication
Cellular component (GO): delta DNA polymerase complex; nucleus
Molecular function (GO): DNA-directed DNA polymerase activity
Source: RefSeq, a predicted model, not a curated record
CGCGUCGCCGCGGUUGCCGUGGGAAACGACCCGGGAUCUGGUUGGGAGGAAAGACGUUUCCCGCCGGCGGGAGCUGCGGUUGUGGCGACUUGCGGAGCUCAGACCAUGGCGGACCAGCUUUACCUGGAAAAUAUAGACGAGUUCGUCACGGACCAGAACAAGAUCGUGACAUACAAAUGGCUGAGCUAUACACUAGGAGUUCAUGUUAACCAAGCCAAACAGAUGCUGUAUGAUUAUGUUGAAAGGAAGCGAAAGGAAAAUUCAGGAGCCCAACUGCAUGUCACCUAUUUAGUGUCUGGCAGUCUUGUUCAGAAUGGACAUUUGUGCCACAAGGUUGCAGUAGUGAGAGAAGAUAAAUUGGAAGCAGUGAAGUCCAAGCUAGCUGUGACUGCCAGCGUCCAUGUGUACAGCAUCCAGAAAGCCAUGCUAAAGGACAGUGGGCCUCUGUUCAAUACCGACUAUGACAUCCUUAAAAGCAACUUGCAGAACUGCAGCAAGUUUAGUGCCAUACAGUGUGCAGCUGCAGUUCCUAGAGCUUCUGCUGAAACCUCAUCUUCUGAAAAAUUUGACCAGUCAAAUCUUCAGGUAUCAAGUGAGACACAAGCCAAUAGUGAGUUGACCACCAAUGGUCAUGGCCCACCUACUUCCAAACAGAUUUCCCACCAACCUAAAGGAAUUAUGGGAAUGUUUGCCUCUAAAGCUGCUUCUAAAAACCAAGAUACCAACAAAGAAACCAAAACGGAAGCUAAAGAGGUAACAAAUGCAUCUUCAGUAGGCAACAAGGCACCAGGGAAAGGAAAUGUGAUGAGCAAUUUUUUUGGAAAAGCUGCUAUGAAUAAACUUAAAGUCAACUUGGAUUCAGAACAAGAAGUGAAAGAAGAAAAAGUAGUGGAACAACCUCUACUGUCUGUCACUGAACCAAAGCUGGCAGCCCCUGCAGGUCUGAAGAAACCCAGCAAAAAAGCAGAGCCUAUUAAGAUGCAGCAGAAGGAGAGAAAAAGGGGGAAGCGAGUGGAGUUCUCUGAUGAUGAGACAAAAGAAACUGUAAACAUGAAGAAAAAGAGGAGAAGACUUAAACUUCCUGAGUCUGAUAGCAGUGAGGAUGAAGUCCUACCAGAUUCUCCUGGGGUUUAUGAAGCUGAGUCACCAUCCCCACCGCCUCCUGCAUCUCCACCUCCUGAACCAGCGACGAAGACUGAGCCAGAGCCUCCUUCUGUCAAGAGCUUAAGUGGAGAAAACAAAAGAAAACGAAAGCGGGUGAUGAAAUCUAAAACCUUUGUGGAUGAGGAAGGCUGCAUAGUGACUGAAAAAGUCUUCGAGAGUGAAUCCUGCACAGAUAGUGAAGAAGAACUUAAGAUGAAGACAUCUUCCAUACACAGACCCCCAGCAAUGACUGUGAAAAAAGAACCCAAAGAGGAACGAAAGGGCCCCAAGAAAGGGACUGCUGCUCUGGGCAAAGCCAAUAGACAAGUGUCCAUUACUGGCUUCUUCCAGAGGAAAUGAACUGCUAUCUCUGUAGGUCAGAGAUGUGGAUGGUCAGGGAGAUGACCAAGACAUACAGACUCUCACUUACUGUGUAAGUGCAUCCAGCGCCUCACCUCACCUAUGUCAGAAGACUGUUCUUCCAUCUUGAAAGGUUUAUACUACUGGCUUUUAACCAAGAAGAAAUCACCUGGAAGCAAGAGGCAAAAGAAUAUUUAAAAAGCUGUUACCUUCUAAUGACAUUUUUAAAGCACAAUCUUUGACCUGUCCAGGAGAAGAAUUUCUCAAAAAAAAAAAAAAAAGGAACAGGUUUCAGAAUUAUCAUUAUCACUGAAGCCAUUUAGUGGCUCAUCCACUGCACCCGACCUACCUUGUGCCCUGAUGCACUUACAGCUCAGGGAGUAUUCCUCUGUGUUCCUUUGUAUUCCAUGGACUUGUGUGGGUAUUUUUUUAAAUCCCUGAAUUUUACUGGAUGUGUUUUCCACUCCCCUUAUCAUCCCUUCCCCACUAACACAGUUCUGUGUGAAGCCGUGUUCUGUAAGUCUUUUAAAUCGUGGUUGGACUGAGGCUGAAACAGAAAUCUCCCUGUAAUCCUCUUUUCCUCCAUUAUAAAGUACACUGACACCUGGCUGCAUACCAGCUCACUACUUGUGUUUUACCCCUUUCACAAAAGCUCUCUAGACCUUCAUUUGCAAUUAGUGGUUAGGGCAAAGCCUCAGGCGGAGCGCAAAUAGGAACGUAAGGAUGUAUUCAACUCCACCAGAAAUCACCUAGAGUCAGCACUGACAGCAUUAGAGGACGGGUCCUGUUGCUGACACAGCGCGCACUUUACACUGUUCUUAUGAUUUUUGUCUCCUCCCCUCUCUCCCUUCCCACAUGCAGUAUGUAACAGUUAAGUAAAAUUUCUUCUUGAGGAAACUGAAUGUUCAGAAAUAAGCAUUUCCCAAGGUCAUGAGGAAGAGAUAAAAGCACACAUUAUACAGAUGUUGCUCCUCUGUAUGUUUAACCCUCCCAUUUGCCUAAAAGUCCAGGUUCCCCCAAAAGAGAUGGAGAGACUGAGUUGUUAGUAGGACUAAACUGCUAUUAAAAUAUUUUCAUUUGUUACUUAAGGAAAGUCAUCUAUUGCAGUGAUAACUUUUAACAACUUCCAUUCUGGCUGCACAGUGAGCUCAGUGGGUGGAGGUGUGUGGCAGUGGCUGCCGUGGGCUCUGGGAAGGAAGCACAGGCUUGGCUGCUGGUGUGAUUCAUUGCGAAGAGACAAGGGAUGUCUGACUUCUUUCCAUCUUGGCCUGGUGUGUAUCCUAAGUGAGCGGUCAGCCAUCUACUGUUUAAAGUCAGUAUUGUGAGGGACCUUGGAUUAAGAGCAGUUUCUUGAGCAGGAGUCACCAAGGGCUCUCUAGCCAGGCACCCAUGGACUUGAUUAAGCCCAGAGGUUUGGGGGAUGAGUCCUGGCAUUACAUCUAGGACUUGUAAAGGCAGAGGCUUUGUGUAGCAAGCUGAGUAAAGGAUGACAUAUUCCAACCUCUUCUUUUUUAAAUCCAGAAGGAUGGAGAAAAAGAGGGAAAGCCUGGACCUUUACAAAAAAUUUCUAGAGAGGGAUCCCGUUUGAAUGGAUAUUUUUGUCAUUGCCUCUGGUCAUUUUUCUAAAUUGAAGUAAAGAAAAAAUCAACUCAGUCUUUUUGUUGUUGUUGUUAUGCUGAGAUCUGUAGUAAACUAAACUUAGAAUUGGAAACCUCUGGUGCUGGUUAAAAGGAAAAUGCAGAUUCUGUGAUAGUGAUCCUGUGAUUACUAUGCCCAAUAUGCUGCCUAACCUCUGAGCUGUCUGCAAGAUUUUGUAAGAGGUGGCUUUUUUUUUUCUUUACACAAAACUCUACCAUAUUAUCCCAUGAGUUCAAUAAAUUUGAGAAGUUGUUUUAAAAUAGUUCAAA